AUGCGUGAUGGCUGCCGGCGCGGCCGCGAUGCACGCCCUGCUGCUGCCGCUGCUGCUGCUGCACUUUCAUGUAGGAGUGACGAGCGCGGCGUGCGGCAACGCGAGCGCACUCUCGGAGCGGAUGGACGCGCUGUUGGCGGAGUACGACCGCGGCGCGCCGCCUUCGCCGCGUAUGCCCGUGCGCCUAGCGCUCAUUGUUCGCCACGCCGCCCUCGACGAGCGCCGCUCUGCCGUCAGAAUGCUGGCCGACUUGCAAAUGAGCUGGGAGGACGCACGACUAAGUUGGAACUCCUCGGUAUGGGGUUGCGGGUACGCGGGCGUGCCGGCCGAGCGACUUUGGCUGCCCGACGUAGCGCUGGUGAGCGCGGCCACUCGCGGCGCCGACCCGGCCGCGUCAGCAGGCCAGCAUGCUCGUCUCGCCAGCGACGGCCGCAUCGAGUGGACCUCACGCCUCGACCUCUCGGCGCCCCUGGCGCUGCGCCUCGACGACUGGCCGCGGGACCUACACACCGCUGUCUUCAAGUUCGCCUCCCGAGACCACGACUCCGACCAGCUCGACCUCACCGUCGCGCACGCUGAAGGGCAGACGGUGUUCGAGGCGGGCGCCUGGGAGCUAGCUAGCGUUUCUCACUCGACGGAGACGUGGCGGCGCGGCGACGGCGAGCGGCGCGUGGUCGCCUGGGCGCUGGGGCUGCGACGGCGCGCACCCGCCCACGCCCUCGCCACCACCGCCGUGCUGGCCGCCGCAGCGCUGCUGCUGUUGGCGGCGCUGCUGCUGCCCCCAGCCGCACGACCCCCGCUCUGUGCCUGCGCCUCCUUUACUGCCGCCAUCUGGUUGAUAUCGGCGCUGGUGAGGCUGCCGGGCUCGGCGACGACACCGCUCGCGGUGGAGUUGGCGGGCGCGCUCUGCAUAUGCGGCGGGCUGGCGGCCCUGUGCGCGGCACUGACGCGCCUGCUGGCGGCCGUCACCGCCGCGCCCCCGCGUCGUCUGCGCUCCGCGCUCGCCGCCGCCUCCUCUCUCUGCAGCCUCGCACCUGAGAGUGGAGACGGAGGCGCGGGCGUGUGGGCGGCAGCUGCGCUGCUGCUGGACCGUAUGCUGCGGGCCGCGCUCGCUAUCGCGCUCUUUCUCGUCCUCUGCCUCUACCUGUAGUGCCUGCAGCACUCCCGCACUCCCCUGUAGCCCCCCGCUCUCCCCUACAGUAACCCACACUCCCUUGCAGCCUAUACUAGCUGCAGACGUCGCGCCGGACGCAACGGGGCCGGUCCAUGUACUGUGGAUCGGGAGCUGCCUCCUGCAGCACCUCAGACAAAAUUUUGUUAUGUUUAUUUGAUAUGAUCACACACACUGAUAUGUACACAUUUAGAUUAUGGUCGAUAUCAAAUUAAAUAAAAUAUCGAGAAAAUA
This is a messenger RNA of Papilio xuthus (Asian swallowtail), 1405 nucleotides long. RefSeq names its product acetylcholine receptor subunit beta. The record is from RefSeq and is a predicted model, not a curated record. NCBI's taxonomy places the organism in Eukaryota, Metazoa, Arthropoda, Insecta, Lepidoptera, Papilionidae. Gene Ontology annotation, cellular component: membrane. The transcript has 6 exons. Gene Ontology annotation, biological process: monoatomic ion transmembrane transport. Gene Ontology annotation, molecular function: extracellular ligand-gated monoatomic ion channel activity; transmembrane signaling receptor activity. The coding region runs from base 8 to 1150 and encodes 380 amino acids.